Messenger RNA from Mucor velutinosus, 684 nucleotides. RefSeq lists its product as uncharacterized. Lineage: Eukaryota; Fungi; Mucoromycota; Mucoromycetes; Mucorales; Mucoraceae. The record is from RefSeq and is a predicted model, not a curated record. Bases 1 to 684 code for a protein of 227 amino acids. The transcript has a single exon.
AUGCAUAUCUUGUCUUUUAUCAUCUCCAUCAGUAUAGCCAUUGGUUUCAUCCAUGCUGCUUCCUUGGCAGCUGCCAGGAACAACAAUGAACAACAAGCUGUAGAUAUUUAUCCAGUGUCCUAUGGUGGACUCAAGAAGAGAUCCUCAUUAGCCAAACGAGACUAUGCUACCACAUUGCAGUAUUUGCGUGCUGCCAUGGCAAGUUAUCGCAAGGACGCUGUUACCCCACCCUCUGCUGCAUUUGUGCAAUUAGAGCAAAGUCUACCUCCUUCCCCACCGCCAGCAAGUGAAGCACAGCCAGUGGCUGUCCCUCCACCAGCAACUGUGGAUCCAGUUUGGGCAGUAGCGACAGAGCUCAUGCCAGCACCACCUAGUCAACAAGUCAUUGCACCGCCACUUGCUCCUGAACAACCGGACCCAUCUCAGCAAUUGGAUGCUAUGACUCCUUCUCCUCCCUCUUCAACUCCUGGUACUCCUACUUUUGAAGAAGAAGCUUCAGUUGCGCCUGAACCGCCUAUACAAGAAGUAUCUGCUACUCCAGAAUUAGGUAACGAGAGUACAGAAAAGACAAUCCCAAUUCAUGCAGAUAUUGAAGAAGACGAUGCAUUCGAUCCUGAAGAAGACCCAGAUGAUGUGGAUGACCCUCCUAUCGUCAAUGGUAUGCCAGUCGAUAGAGAAGAGUAG